AUGAUGGGUUGGGGAGCUUUUGGAUUUAUAGAGGUAGGAGUUAGUCGCAUCAGCAGCAGCACUGUUCGCAGUCCGCCCUUUACUGUGUGCCAUGGACGUAAAGAAAGCAUCUUGGCCCAUGCAAAGUUGCGACUGACUGCGGGACAAAUCUCCUUAGAGAGCGAGCUUUAUGGAGCAUCUGUACGCGUUAAUGUUUUAGACUUUGGAGUGUAA
Prunus armeniaca (apricot) is the source of this 213-nucleotide messenger RNA. The record is from the annotation of a GenBank genome assembly. Lineage: Eukaryota; Viridiplantae; Streptophyta; Magnoliopsida; Rosales; Rosaceae.